Molecule: messenger RNA, 2681 nt
Organism: Myxocyprinus asiaticus (Chinese sucker)
Lineage: Eukaryota; Metazoa; Chordata; Actinopteri; Cypriniformes; Catostomidae
Product: ADP/ATP translocase 3-like
Exons: 4
Coding region: 19-915 (298 amino acids)
Biological process (GO): mitochondrial ATP transmembrane transport; mitochondrial ADP transmembrane transport
Cellular component (GO): mitochondrial inner membrane
Molecular function (GO): ATP:ADP antiporter activity
Source: RefSeq, a predicted model, not a curated record
CAAAAUAUUAGCGCUGCCAUGACUGACGCCGCAAUUUCCUUCGCUAAAGACUUUUUGGCCGGCGGAGUCGCAGCGACUAUUUCCGAAACAGCAGUCGCACCGUUAGAGAGAGUGAAACUGCUGCUGCAGGUACAACAUGCCAGCAAGCAGAUCAGUGCAGACAAACAGUACAAAGGUAUUAUCGACUGUAUUCUGAGGAUUCCCAAGGAGCAAGGCUUUGCCUCGUUUUGGCGUGGCAACCUAGCCAACGUCAUUCGUUACUUACCCACACAAGCUCUCAAUUUUGCCUUCAAAGACAAGUACAAACAGAUUUUCCUGGGUGGCACAGAUAUGCACACACAGUUCUGGCGAUACUUUGCUGGUAACUUGGCCUCUGGUGGUGCUGCUGGAGCCACUUCCCUUUGCUUCGUCUACCCCCUCGAUUUCGCUCGUACCCGACUAGCUGCAGAUAUCGGGAAAUCUGGCAGCAGCAGGGAGUUCACCGGGCUGGCUGACUGCCUGGUCAAAAUCUUUAGGUCAGAUGGGCUGCGAGGCCUGUACCAGGGCUUCAAUGUCUCUCUCCAGGGCAUCAUUAUCUACAGGGCUGCCUACUUCGGAUUCUACGACACUGCCAAAGCCAUGCUUCCAGACUCUAAGAACACCCACAUUGUGGUCAACUGGAUGAUUGCACAAACUGUGACUGUAGUGGCUGGUGUGGUCUCCUAUCCCUUUGACACUGUACGGCGUUGCAUGAUGAUGCAGUCUGGGCGCAAAGGAGGGGAUAUUAUGUACAUGGGAACCAUUGACUGCUGGAGGAAGAUUGCUCAUGAUGAAGGUGGCAAAGCAUUCUUUAAAGGGUCCCUGUCCAAUAUACUCAGAGGAUUUGGGGGCGCUUUUGUGCUUGUGCUAUAUGAUGAAAUCAAGAAGUUUGAUUAAACAAUAAGCAAAAACUAGUAGAAUAGCUCUUAUCAUAAUAUUUUGUCAAGCUUUAACCAAACCCUGUGCACACCGCACAAAUGCAGCCAUAGUUAAAUAGUGUAAGAUGGGAAAUUAUUAAUGUACAGUAAGUUAUUAAUUAAUUAAACUCUAUGCAAUUCUGUUGCUUUAUUUUUUUGCAUAAAGAAAGCUCUAACCUUCUAUGAUAAAUAACAUAUUUUAUCAUAAGAAAGCACCUGUAUAUGUGAUUUAAGUGUGAAAACAUACUUUUGUCCCCGUACCAAGCUGUGGUUUCAUGCAGUGGCUACAGAGCAGCUAUAUGGAGAAAUAUAAUGCACAAAAUAAAAAAAAUAUAUACAUUUACAUUUAACCAUUUGGCAGACGCUUUUAUCCAAAGCGACUUACAAAUUGAGGAACAUAAGCAAUUUGUCAUAUAUAACGUAUGUGUAUUUGUCAUACAUAUGUACACACAUUGAGCACUUUAUUAGGAACACCCCUACGUCUACUUACUCAUGCGAUUAUCUAAUCAGCCAAUUGUGUGGCAGCAGUGCAGUGCAUAAAAUCAAGCAGAUAUGGCUCAGGAGCUUUAGUUAAUGUUCACAUCAACCAUAAAAAUGGGAAAAAAUGGGAUCUCAGUAAUUUCAACCGUGGCAUGAUUAAUGGUGCCAGACAGGCUGGUUUGAGUAUUUCUGUAACUGCUGAUCACCUGGGAUUUUCACGGACAACAGUCUCUAGAGUUUACUCAGAAUGAUGGCAAAAACAAAAAACAUCCAGUGAGCGGCAGUUCUGUCGACGGAAACACCUUGUUGAUGAGAGAGGUCAACAGAGAAUGGCCAGACUGGUUCGAGCUGAUAGAAAGACUAUGGUAACUCGGAUAACCACUCUGUACAAUUGUAGUGAGUAGAAUGGCAUCUCAGAAUGCACAACACGUCGAACCUUGAGGCGGAUGGGCUACAACAGCAGAAGACCAUGUCGGGUUUCAAUUCUGUUAGCCAACAAUAGAAAGCUGAGGCUGCAGUGAGCACAGGCUCACCAAAACUGGACAGUUAAAGACUGGAAAUCUCGAAUUCGCACAGAUGGUAUGGUCAGAAUUUGGCACCAACAGCAUGAAUCCGUGGACCCAACCUGCCUUGUGUCAACAGUCCAGGCUGGGUGGUGGUGUAAUGGUGUGGGGAAUGUUUUCUUAGCACAUUUUGGGCCCAUUAAUACCAAUCAGUUAUCGCUUUUAAUGCCACAGCCUAUUUAAGUAUUGUUGCAGACCAUGUGCAUCCCGUCAUGGUCAGAAUUUAACCAUCUUCUAAUGGAUUGAAUGGAUAAUGGACUUUUGCAAAGCAAAAGUCAUCUCAAACUAGCAAAUCAGCAGAAGUGAUGCAAUCAUGUCAACUUGGACCAGAAUAUCAGAGGAAUGUUUCCAACAUCUUGUGGAAUCCAUGCCACAAAGAAUUGUGGCUGUUUUGAGAGCAAAGGGAGGCCAGUAUUAGUAUAGUGUUCCUAAUAAAGUGCUCAGUGAGUAUAUGCAUAUGAAAUGUGAUUAAAAUAGUCAAAUGUUUAUGAUCAAAAUAAUUAAAAAUGAAUUCAUUUGUUAAUUGUGCCUUUAAUAUUCCCCAUAAAUCUGAGCCAUCUUUAGUAGAUCAAUAAAUGUUUUUGGUCAAAGGCUCAAAAUAACAAUAAGUACCUAUAUACUUAUUAUGAAUUAUUGUUAAUCUCACUAUAUUACUACUUUAUUAAAAUAAAUAUGGUUUAAAAAAAACAAAAACAAAAACAAA